Cryphonectria parasitica EP155 is the source of this 1251-nucleotide messenger RNA. RefSeq lists its product as uncharacterized. The record is from RefSeq and is a predicted model, not a curated record. Lineage: Eukaryota; Fungi; Ascomycota; Sordariomycetes; Diaporthales; Cryphonectriaceae. Bases 1 to 1251 code for a protein of 416 amino acids. The transcript has a single exon.
AUGGCCGUAGACCCUAUUGAUAGUGCUUCAAGUUCGACGACCAAUGUGUCACUUCUUACUGCGAAAUUCUUCUACUAUCGCCGGCUUGUACCAUUGGUUUCCCAACCCGAUGUCGUAUACCUCAAUUCGUCAUUCGCACCACCCUCCAACCUGAUCGUCCAUGAGGCACUGGCAAAGUACUCUCACGAGUCACUCCACGACCCUCACCCAAAGCCGGGGUGGCAGGCUGCGGCCGAAGACGCCCGUGUGCUGCUGGCAAAGUACAUCAAUGCAACCCCUUCAUCCAUUGCCUUCACCAGGGACACCACGGAAGCCCUGGGAAACUUCAUCCGCUCCGUAUCUUUUCAGCCUGGAGACAACGUCGUCAUCCUCGAUACCGAGCAUCCCAACCACGCUUAUGGAUGGAUGGCCCUACGAGGAGCUGGGCUGGAAGUACGGCAGGUCCUGACUGCGGAUGAGGCGCUGCGAACGGGCCGAGUCACCGCUGCAACUGCCGAGACCUUCGCGCCCUUUGUGGACAAACGAACGCGAGCCAUAGGACUGAGCUCCAUUAUGUUCCACAGCGGACAGAAAAACGACGUUGCGAGCAUUUGUGCGGCUUUCAGGCCACGCGGCAUCCACGUUUUGGCCGAUCUUACCCAACAGGUCGGCUUCGCCGCGGUGGAUGUCCAGGCUUUGGGGGUAUCGGCGGCCGCCUUCAGCUUGCACAAGGGCCUCCACUGUCCGACUGGCAUUGCCUGCAUGUAUGUGGAUGCAGACGUCUUGAAGGCGCUUGACCCUGUUCCUCCGGUUGUUGGCUACGGCGCCGUCAGCAAUGCACGCAGCGACUUGCUGGUCCCGAACGACCCUAUUGUCUUCCAUCCGAGCGCAAAGAGAUUCGAGCACCUUAACCUUUGCCUCAUCGGUACCUCCGCGGCUAAAGCUUACUUGAGUUUCUAUCUGGACUAUCUUGACCCCUCAGACGUUGAAGAAUAUUUGUACAGCCUCGGAGACAAACUACGUAUCGAAUGCAAGAAGCUGGGUAUCAGGAUUGUUGGCCCCUCGGAUCGAGAGGGACAUGCACCGCAUUUGUAUGUCCUGGACUUGUUAGAUGGCGCAUGGGCGCUUCACCUAAAUGGUUGCGGAAUCCAUGUAACCGCAUAUCGAUUGGGCGUCCGAGUGUCGUUGGGGUUUUACAAUAAUGUUAUUGAUAUUGAGCGACUAGCUGGUGCGUUGAAAAUGGGGUUGGACAAAGGCAUACCCAUGUCAUAG